AUGCCAGAGCAAUCCACACAACCGCCAUUUGUCCAACCAGGCGAUCUCCUUCCGGACUUCCUACGUGCGUUCUGGCAACGGCAAGUCGACACUGCUGAGCAAGAGACACCUGAUUUUCGGCAUCCGCCUCUCCCGCUUGCGAGGAUUAAGAAAGUCAUGAAAAGUGACCCGGAAGUGAAGAUGAUUGCUGCGGACGUAUUCAUUUCCGAAAUAACCGCCCGUGCUUUCAUCGUCGCAGACGCCAACAAACGACGUACACUCUCGCGAUCCGAUAUUGCUAAAGCACUUGCUAAAUCCGAUCAAUUUGAUUUUUUGAUUGAUAUCGUCCCGAGGGAGGAAGGGUUUCCUGGGGCGAAACGCGCCGCGACGGGGACAUCUUCUGCAGCGGCAGCUACAACGACUCCGCAGCAGCAUGCAGGCGGGCAGGGAUCUACGGGGAAUAUGGGUUUAAAUGUGAACGCGGGAGGACAAGUAAAACAACCGGGUCCGGGUCCAAGUGGGACUGUUAUCAAGCGCGAUGAGAUCUACUUUGGGCAGGAUCAUAUCAUCCCGAGUUGA
Molecule: messenger RNA, 558 nt
Organism: Fomitiporia mediterranea MF3/22
Lineage: Eukaryota; Fungi; Basidiomycota; Agaricomycetes; Hymenochaetales; Hymenochaetaceae
Product: histone-fold-containing protein
Exons: 4
Coding region: 1-558 (185 amino acids)
Biological process (GO): regulation of DNA-templated transcription
Cellular component (GO): nucleus; CCAAT-binding factor complex
Molecular function (GO): DNA-binding transcription activator activity, RNA polymerase II-specific; protein heterodimerization activity
Source: RefSeq, a predicted model, not a curated record